Molecule: messenger RNA, 6328 nt
Organism: Rhinolophus ferrumequinum (greater horseshoe bat)
Lineage: Eukaryota; Metazoa; Chordata; Mammalia; Chiroptera; Rhinolophidae
Gene: KLF13
Product: KLF transcription factor 13
Exons: 2
Coding region: 373-1242 (289 amino acids)
Biological process (GO): regulation of transcription by RNA polymerase II
Molecular function (GO): DNA-binding transcription factor activity, RNA polymerase II-specific; RNA polymerase II cis-regulatory region sequence-specific DNA binding
Source: RefSeq, a predicted model, not a curated record
GAGCCGCGGCGCGCACGGCGGCUGUCCUGCCUGCCACAGUGCGCGGCGAGGCUGCGCCGCGACUUGGCGCGGUCGUCCCUAACGUCGCCGCUGGGCAUCCUUAGGACAGGCAGUCUCUGAGGCCGCGCGGGGACCCCACUCGUCCGCACCCUUCCAUGCACUCACUCUUCAGUGCCUGGCCGGGCAGGCCCCUCGCGGACGCGGAGCCGCGCGGGUGACGGCAGAGGCGGCUGCGCGCCUAGCCCAGCCCGCGGAGAGGGCGCGCCGCGCCCCCGCCCCCCGCCCGCUCUCCGGAGGCCGUGGGUGCGGAUGCGCCGCUGACGAUUCGCAGCGACCAGCAGUGCCGCCGGCUCGCCGGCCGGAGCCCGAAGCAUGGCAGCCGCCGCCUAUGUGGACCAAUUCGCCGCCGAGUGCCUCGUGUCCAUGUCGAGCCGCGCGGUCGUGCAUGGGCCGCGGGAGGGGCCGGAGCCCGGACCCGAGGGCGCGGCCACCGCUGUCGCCGCCACGCUGCCCCGCGUCGAGGAGCGACGCGACGGCAAGGACAGCGCCUCGCUCUUCGUGGUGGCGCGGAUCCUAGCGGACCUCAACCAGCAAGCGCCGGCGCCCGCUCCGGCGGAGCGCAGAGAGGGCGCCGCUGCCCGGAAGGCGAGGACCCCCUGCCGCCUGCCGCCUGCGCCGCUCGCCGUCCCCGAGCCCGCCUCCCCCAGCGGCGAAGGCGCGGCUGCUGCGCCCCUUAGCCCCGCGUGGAGCGAGCCUGAGGCGGGGCUGGAGCCCGAACGGGAGCCGGGGCCCGCGGGGAGCGGCGAGCCCGGCCUCAGACAAAGGGGCCGGCGGGGCCGAAGUCGUGCCGACCUCGAGUCCCCGCAGAGAAAGCACAAGUGCCACUACGCGGGCUGCGAGAAAGUUUACGGGAAAUCUUCGCACCUCAAGGCGCACCUGAGAACUCACACAGGUGAGAGGCCCUUCGCCUGCAGCUGGCAGGACUGCAGCAAGAAGUUCGCGCGCUCGGACGAGCUGGCGCGACACUACCGCACGCACACCGGCGAGAAGAAGUUCAGCUGUCCCAUCUGCGACAAGCGCUUUAUGCGUAGCGACCACCUGACCAAGCACGCCCGGCGCCAUGCCAACUUCCACCCGGGCAUGCUGCAGCGGCGCGGCGGCGGCUCGCGAACCGGCUCGCUCAGCGACUACAGCCGCUCGGACGCCAGCAGCCCCACCAUCAGCCCGGCCAGCUCGCCCUGAGCGCCGCCCCCCCCCCAGCCCGGCUGCGGCUGCGCAGCAGCACGGCCCCGCCCUCCGCGCCCCUCCCUGUCCCGUGCGCCCCAGGCGCGGGCACCCCAUCGUCCCACUACAGCCAUGAGCAGAUGCUCUCACUUUUUCUGCCCCCGCAUCUGUUCCUUUCCUAACAGGAAAGAAGAGAGAGAACUUUGUGACGUCCACAACAAAACCCCCCAAUUUUCUUCACCUCAGGUGUCAAACUCAAUUUGUAAAAAAAACAACAAAAAAAAUUUCAAAAAACACCAUCCACAAAUUGCACAAUAGACACACCCACGAUGGUGAGGUUCAGCGGUGUCACCCCCUUUCUCAGGGAUGGACAUGGUCCAGGAGGUCAGUGAGGACACGCUUCCUGCCGCCUUACUCUGUAUAUAGAUUUGCACUCUGGAGCUUUCUGUUGGGUUUGGGAACACGCUGGGGACAAGCAGGGGAAGCAGUGCAGGUAGACUUCAGCGUCUGGCUUGCAGGCCAGUCCGUUGGUCAGUUGGCAGUGGACAGGGUCACUGACACUUGUCUUCUGGGGGCCUGCACGUCUUUGCUGCCACCCGCCCGGCCUCCGGCCCCUGGCCCCUGCUCCAGUGGCCGGCUGGGGUCAGGACACAGACGGGUGAGAGGGGAUGCCUUAAGUCGCGCCGGGCAAAGGAGCAAGCCCCCCGGAGGACCAUCUCGCUGUCCCUGCCACAAGGAGCUCGUCUGGCCUCUGUCUGGGGCAUUGGAAGCAACGGUGCAGCCGGUUGGGAGACCAUUGCACCAUCGAUGCAGCGGUGCCCAGGCCACUCUCACUGGCCCUUGUCCCCUUACCCCCAGGUGCGUGCCCUACAGGGACGCCUGCUACUGUGUGUCCCUGCGGAAGGCACCGGGGGCCUGCCACUAAUACACCGCGUUCUCCGUCUGGAGCAGAGCCUGGGAGCUCUGGUCUUCUGCAGAGAUGUCCCAAAGUGUCGGUGCUUCCAGUUCCCUGUUCUCUCCCACCAGCCCUGCUACCUGCUAUCGGGACCCCUUUGUUUGAACCGGUGGGUGAAGUUGUUGGGCCACCUUGCCAGAGGCUGUGUAUGUGUGGCGGGGCGUGUGGCUGUCCCUCGCAAAGACUGAUCCAUAGCAGGAGACUGGAACAUUGUGACGUGGAACUUUCCAGGAGGGGUGACACGGGUGUUAUGGGACAUGCUGUCAGGAGCAUGCGUGGUCUGUCUCCUCCCCAGAGAGCGAGCGCCAGAUGGAACGUUGUGGGGAAUGCUUUUCUCAGAGCCACUGUGUCCCCAGCUCAGAGCGAGCGCACCUCCAGCGCUGUGUCCCUUGCCCAGCCCACACCCUGCCCGAAGCUUCUGCUGGAGAGGAGGAGCCCAGAGCGGGCACGGGGUCCAAGCCCUGGCGGGUCAGUCAGGCGGCUCCGGCCCGCUCCUCGUCUGCAGACAACAGGGGCGUCUUCCCAGCACUGCUGCCCAGGCACCGCCCUUCCCAACCCUUCCCUUCCCCAGAGAGUUGGUGCCUGUAAAUAUAAGCCCCCAGGACUGUGUGUGUGUGUGUGUGUGUGUGUGUGUGUGUACACGUGCGUGUGUGGGGGCGGACUUGGGUAUCUUCAGAGACCUGCCCAUUUUGAUGAGGAGGAACGGCCCAUGGGACUCAAGAGGGCCGUCCAUGGGCUUCCUGGGCCCAGAGUGCCUUGGUGUGGCCACCCUGCUCCCACCCCACCCUCUCACAGCGUGGGGUGCAGCCCUCAACCCCAGCGACCCAGACCUGGCUGGUGCUUACAUCACAGCCUCUGGUCACUGCUUCGGGCCAGCUCCAGAGUGGACAGGCGCCCUCUGUUCGUAGCGGCUACGAGGGUGGCACCCUGCCGUGUGCAACACCUGGGUGUCCAUAUCUAACUACUGUGUCAGCUGGGAUUGGCCACUGCGUGGUGGUGACUUCUCAGUAGCAUGAUAGGUACCAAGUUGUACCGCAGUGGUGGUCUCGCUGUGGGUGGUCCCCGCCCUGGUGAGGGUGCAGAGCUGGCCACCCCGGCUGCCGGGCUCCGCUUGGGCUGCGUGACGGCCCUGUGUGCGUUGGAUCCGGAGAGAGUGGACUGUGCCCUGGGGGCCUGGACAGAAGAGCACCCCACUGCUGGGGUGCCCAGUGCCAGUGUGAGGCCCUCCCAAAGUUGUUUCUGCGUGAGGCGGAGAAAGCCACACUAUGAAUACAUGUCAUGUCUCAGGAACUCACAUUCCAGGUUCAGGAAUUUUAUUCCAAAGUCCUUUGGUGCGCUUACCAACCCGGGGUCCCGGAAGGCAGGGGCGGUCACACAGCGCCGUCCCCUGGAGGAGCCCGGUGUCUCCUCGUGGCGCGCCCGCGGUGGCCGCGUUGGGACGGAGGGUUGCUAAGCCAGUCUGUCUGCACAUAGAAGGGGAAAGGAUUCUAAACCCAGUCGUCUUGGAAUAAGAGAAGAGCUGGUUUGUUUUUGAGGCGGGUGGGGGUGGGGGUGGGGGAAACCGGGCUUUUGCUGUUUCCAAAGAGAGCACUUAAUUUUUCCUCUCAAUGACCCAGGGCUGUUCCGUCGGAUAGAUGGAAGGCUAACAUUGCCUUAAAACAGAAAUAUGCAGGCGUUGGCUAUUUUUGGCAAAUGAGUGUCUUCAUUCCCAAUGCGGUCUGGUCUACUGGCAGGGUGGGUCCUUCUGAAUGUUGGGGACUUGCUCUUGUGACUUAGGCACUUGGAGGGAGUUCCCGCCCAGCACCCCUGAGCACUGGGCCUGGGGUCCGGCCAUUGGACUGGCCUGACCAUCUGGGACUAAAAUCUGUCUCUCGAAGGGCGGGAACAUCCAUGACUCUCUGGCCAGGUUCACAUGGGCCGUUACUCGCAUCUCAUCAUCACGGAACGUGCAGUGUGUGUGGAAGAGGGGGGUGGGCCUGGAAAGCCUCCCCCACUGAGGCCCCCGCGGGGAGGACCCCCCUGAAAUAGCCUGUGUUGUCCUCUAAGAUGUAAAAUGUCUUCCCAGCCUGGGUUCAUUUCAGGGUCUUUCCUUUUUCUGGCUUAUGGCCACGCUUGCCGGUUUCAGUGUGAUUGAGGAAUCCAUAGGACUCCUAGAAAUAAGAGUGAAAAUUCAAACCUUUACUCUUAAGGGAGCAGAGAGCUCAAAAUGAAGGUUGCCCGAGUAGAGGGAGAGUCCCAUCCAAAAAGGCCUCAAAGUCACCCUGGGCUCGACCAUUUGUGGGGGCUGGUGUGCAGCUAUAUCCCAUGUGGGAACCCCCCUUUGUGUUAGCCAUGUUAGAGGAGCAGCUGUCGGCUCCCCGUAUGCCCACUGGAUCCUACAGCUGUCUGGAAGGACAGAGGGACAAGCCCUCCCACAAGGCCCAGGGUCCUCUCCGGUGGGGUGCUGUGGGGGAACGUGUUCUGGGGGUACCCGCCCUACCUCCUGCCACACCCCCAUCCACUGCAGCCGAGGUGCAGGCCCCUCCUUUACUCUGAGGCCAUCCAUCCAGGCGGCUGCAGGAUUUGCUAUGGUGCAACCGCCAGGGGCAAUCAUCAGGGGUCCCCAGACCUCACCAGGCCCGGGGACACAGCUCAGACCAAGGAAAGGUAACUCAGAGGUGGGGACAGACCUCGGGCCACAGGUGGCCCCCAGCCUGCUUGUUGCAACAUGCACAGAGGCCUGGUGGCUUCCUGUGGUCCCAAGUGACUUGUGGCAGAGUGGGGGUCUCUGCUCAAGCCUUUUGCAGCCCAGUGUCUCCAGAAGACCGGGCCUUUCUUGCCAGAAGGAGAUGCUAAGGCAGACUGCCCAGGGCCAUAGCACCCCCCAGGGACUCCAGUCUGGAGCUCAGCAGCAGGAGUGCCACCUCACAGGAAGACGUGAUCUGAGCAAUACAUCCCCUUGUUUCGCAACUCCUGGUUUGGCUGUGUUUACACGGCUACCUGAUUGGGACUUCUGACAGGUAUCACUGAUUUUUUUUUUAGACCCACUUUUAAAAAGUCACUCAAAGACAGUGCUUGAAGAUUUAAAGGGGCAGAGGUGUCUGUACAUCACAGCCAGCUUGAAAUGCUUUGUAGGUCAUCCACAUCUUUUGCUGUCCAAAGGGUCCAUGUACGACUCUGGUGACCACAGGUUCCAAAGCGAGUGCCAAGGUUGUGGGCUGACGCUUGCUGAAUUCAGGGUCUCCCUGGGAAGAGCCACGUCCUGUGACUGGCUUCCUGAUUCGGAGGCUAGCUCUCCAAGGUUUGUCCCGGACACAUUCCAGAGAAUUCCGUACUAGAAUUUGGAUCCGCAAUCCAGCUUACCACUGAUAAAUACCUGGACAUGGUUUAGGGAGAGGCCCUUCCCCCAGCCACUGCUCCUUAAGAAGAGUAGGCUUUGCGGGAGGUGUGAGCCCUGGACCCCUGAGAGGAGGGGCCACACGCAGUUCCUGUUGACCGGCCGCAGACUUGCAUUGUGGCCCCCUGGCCCUGCCCAGCCUCUGCCCUUCUCAUGCAGCUUUAAACCCUUAACUACUUUCACGUAAAGAACAGGAUGGGACAGAAGUGAUGUCCCUGCCCGCACAUCACACCUGGGGGGGAGGGGGACACAGGAAUCCUGAGGAGCAGGAGUGGGCCAUCACGCAGCAGCUUGGUCCCAGGGCUUGGGGGUGUCCUACUGACAUGUGGACAGCACAUGCUCAUUUGCAAGCCAAGGAUGCAAGCCGAAUGCCUGCAGGGCAAGCACAGGUUUGGGUGAAGGCUGGCCCUCCCACUAGGCACUGCUUGGCUGGCCGGAUCUGUCCCCAGCCUGCCCCCAUGUGGAGGGAGGGGGCCACCUCCCAGCACAUCUCGGACACCUGGGGAAGUGGCAUCCAUUCCUGGAUCAGGGUGCCUGUCUCUGGGUGUGGGUGGGAGACUGUUCCCUGGCCUCGCCCUGGAGUCCCCCUGUGCCAAGUGCCGUCCUGAGCAGCUAUGCAUUGUAGGGCGUGGGGCUGGCUGUGGCUCCCGCGUGCCAGGGAAUUGCUGUGUGGGGUGCAUGCAUUGGGGUUGAAGCCGCCCCCAGUCCCACACAAAUGAACCCUUCCCCAUCCAAAGCCAUUGAUGGAGCGUCUCUGGAAUCUUUGGCCAAAC